AUGGAGUACUUCUUGGAAAAGCUGCGAAUGUCCCGUUCUACCAAGGAUGACGAGACUCCUCCCCCGUCGCCUUACGCAGACCAGCAGCGAAGGCCGUCGAGGCUCCUUGGCUGCCAGCUUCACUACCCAUCGCCUACCUUCAUCGACAGGGUGCUCUUGGCCCGGUCGCUCAAGGUGCGACGCACGGAAGGUGAAGGCGUGGCUGAGUUCAGCAACAGUGAGUUUGUUCAAGAGUGCCUGCGUACACACAACGAACUCAGGCUCCGGCACGAGGUACCUCCGCUGCGGCUCUGCUCCAAG
Rhipicephalus microplus (southern cattle tick) is the source of this 300-nucleotide messenger RNA. Its product is annotated as Golgi-associated plant pathogenesis-related protein 1-like. Gene Ontology annotation, cellular component: extracellular region. The record is from RefSeq and is a predicted model, not a curated record. NCBI's taxonomy places the organism in Eukaryota, Metazoa, Arthropoda, Arachnida, Ixodida, Ixodidae.